Molecule: messenger RNA, 4468 nt
Organism: Staurois parvus
Lineage: Eukaryota; Metazoa; Chordata; Amphibia; Anura; Ranidae
Source: the annotation of a GenBank genome assembly
AUGCCGGCCCAGGCCGCCUCUCCCGCCCUGCCUGCUGAUGUCAGGAAGAGGCUGAAGGCAUUGGACAAAGAACAAGACGGGUUAACCGAAAAGGAAUGCAUAGAACAGAAACUAAAUUUGGUGGCAGAGUACUUGGAAGCAGAUGCUAAAGAUAGAUUGACUGAUUUGGAGACCAAGCUGACCAAAGAUGAGCUUUCUGAAGAAGGCUAUCUAACAAAAGUGAAAGCCUUGCUGCAAAAACAGUUUGGCUUUGAGAAUGGAGCAGUAAAUGGAGAGGCUAACGGCUGUUCCCCAAAUGGCACUUGUGACAGUGAAGAAGAUGUGGAAAUGGAAGAAGCGGUAACACCUGGAACAAAAGGGCGUAGAGGCAGGAAGAGCAAGACAAAUGGGGAGACCAAGAAAUCCUCUGGUCGGGUCACGUCCCUCAAGAAGUACAGGCAAACAGCCCACAAUCAUGUCAAUGUUUUCUAAAGGGUCUAACAAGCGCAAGUCUAAUGAUGUAAAUGGUGACAUAAAAGCUGAACCUGAAGUUUCCAUCGAAGUGGAAGAAACCGAAGAGAAGGAGCAGGUGGAGAAGAAGUUGAAAGUUGAAGACGGUGAAGAAUUUGGCUCGGUGAAAGAAGAAAUUCCCAAGACAAAACCUGUUCAGACACCAAAGACCCCUCCUCCAAAGUGUGUUGACUGCAGGCAGUACCUGGAUGAUCCUGAUCUCAAGUUUUUUCAAGGAGAUCCAGAUAAUGCUUUGGAUGAGCCAGAAAUGUUGACUGAUGAGCGCUUGUCUUUAUUUGAUUCAAACGAAGAUGGCUUUGAAAGCUAUGAGGACCUUCCGCAACACAAAGUUACAUGUUUCAGUAUUUACGACAAGAGGGGACACUUGUGUCCAUUUGAUUCUGGUUUGAUUGAGAAGAAUGUUGAGCUGUAUUUUAGCGGUGUUGUAAAACCAAUAUAUGAGGACAAUCCCUCUCUGGAUGGUGGAGUAAGGGCAAAGAAGUUGGGUCCCAUUAAUGCCUGGUGGAUGACCGGAUUUGAUGGAGGAGAAAAAGCUUUGAUUGGCUUUACAACAGCCUUUGCGGACUACUUCCUGAUGGAUCCCAGUGAAGAGUACAGUGCAAUAUUUGCUCUGAUGCAGGAGAAGAUCUAUAUGAGUAAGAUUGUGGUAGAGUUUCUCCAGAGUAAUCAGGAUGCAACAUAUGAGGAUCUACUGAACAGGAUAGAAACUACUGUACCACCAGCUGGUCUAAACUUCAAUCGCUUCACCGAAGACUCUCUACUGAGACAUGCUCAGUUUGUUGUGGAGCAAGUGGAAAGUUAUGAUGAUGCUGCAGACAGUGAUGAGCAGCCAAUAAUUAUAACUCCCUGCAUGAGGGACCUCAUCAAGUUGGCUGGUGUUACACUGGGUAAAAGGCGUGCUGUAAGGAAGCAAGCCAUACGACAUCCCACAAAGAUCAUAAAGGAUAAAGGGCCCACGAAAGCCACAACCACUAGACUGGUUUACCAGAUCUUUGACACCUUCUUCUCAGAACAGAUUGAGAACAAUGAAGAGAAGGAGAACAUUAAACGUAGACGUUGUGGUGUUUGUGAGGUUUGUCAGCAGCCGGAAUGUGGCAAAUGCAGAGCCUGCCAGGACAUGAUAAAGUUUGGUGGAAGUGGCCGUAAUAAGCAGGCCUGCCUUCAAAGAAGGUGUCCAAACUUGGCUGUUAAAGAAGCUGAUGAAGAUGAAGAAUUGGAUGAUAACAUCCCAGAAAUGCCUUCACCUAAGAAGAUACUUCAGGGAAGGAAAAAGAAACAAGAGAAGAAAAACAGAAUUUCUUGGCGAGGUGACCGUGUCAAGGCUGAAGGGAAGAAAGAAUACUAUCUGAAAGUAUCUAUUGAUGAUGAAAUCCUUGAAGUUGGAGAUUGUGUAUCUGUGAGUCCAGAUAAUCCCACUGAACCGCUGUAUUUGGCAAGGAUCACAUCUAUGUGGGAAGAUGUCAAUGGCCCUAUGUUCCAUGCCCACUGGUUCUGCCUGGGCUCAGACACUGUGCUUGGUGCCACAUCUGAACCCUUGGAGCUCUUUCUUGUGGAUGAAUGUGAGGACAUGCAGCUGUCCUAUAUUCAUGGAAAGGUCAAUGUGGUCUACAAAGAACCAGCUGAGGACUGGUUCAUGGAGGGGGGACUGGACAAUGAUAAAAAUGUGAUGGAAGACGAUGGCAAAUCCUACUUCUAUCAGCUGUGGUAUGAUCCAGAGUAUGCUCGCUUUGAGACUCCACCAAAGUUGCAACCUACAGAAGAAAACAAGCACAAAUUCUGCACCAGCUGUGCCAGACUUGAUGAAAUAAGACAGAGGGAGAUUCCCAAAGUGUUUGACAUUGCUGACGAUUUCGACGGUAAAGUGUGCUAUAACAUGGCUACAAAAAAUGGUGUGCAAUACAAGACUGGCGAUGGUGUACUGCUCCUGCCUGAUGCCUACACUUUCAGUGUUAAGCUGAGCAGUCCUUUGAAACGUUCCCAUAAAAAGGAUGAUGUGGAUGAGGAGCUGUAUCCAGAAUAUUACCGCAAAUCUUCUGACUAUAUAAAAGGCAGCAACUUGGAUGCCCCUGAGCCCUAUAGACUAGGUCGAAUUAAGGAGAUCUAUUGUAACAAGAAAAGCAAUGGGAAACCCAAUGAGUCAGAUAUCAAGCUGCGUGUGUACAAGUUCUACAGGCCAGAGAAUACACAUAAAGGAACAAAAGCCAGUUACCAUGCAGAUAUCAACUUGGUGUGUACUGGAGUGAUGAAGAGGCGACUGUAGAAUUCAAAGAUGUCCAGGGCCGUUGUAUGGUAGAAUAUGGAGAAGAUUUGACUGAAUCUAUUCAAGAGUACUCUGAGGUUGGAGCAGACAGGUUCUAUUUCUUGGAGGCCUACAAUGCAAAAACUAAAAGCUUUGAAGACCCACCCAAUCACGCUCGUACCUCCAUGAACAAAGGGAAAGGAAAAGGCAAGGGGAAAGGCAAGGGGAAAAUGUCUUCUGCUCAGUCUGAAGAUGAUCGAAAACCAACAGAUCAGCUGCCUAAACUCCGUACACUUGAUGUGUUCUCAGGCUGUGGAGGGUUGUCAGAGGGCUUCCAUCAAGCAGGUAUAUCUGAAACUAAAUGGGCCAUUGAGAUGUGGGAGCCAGCUGCCCAGGCCUUCAGGUUAAACAAUCCUGGCACAACAGUAUUUACAGAAGAUUGUAACGUUUUGCUGAAGUUGGUAAUGGCGGGAGAGAAGACAAACAGCCUGGGCCAGAAACUGCCACAGAAAGGAGAUGUUGAAAUGCUGUGUGGUGGUCCACCUUGCCAAGGUUUCAGUGGUAUGAACAGGUUUAACUCCAGAACCUAUUCCAAAUUCAAGAACUCCCUGGUGGUUUCUUAUCUCAGCUAUUGUGAUUAUUAUAGGCCUAAAUUCUUCCUGCUUGAGAACGUCAGGAACUUUGUUUCCUUCAAAAGCUCUAUGGUGCUCAAACUGACCUUGCGUUGUCUUGUACGAAUGGGUUACCAGUGUACUUUUGGAGUGCUCCAAGCUGGUCAGUAUGGUGUACCUCAGACACGCAGACGAGCCAUCGUACUUGCUGCUGCUCCAGGAGAGAAGCUGCCCAUGUUCCCUGAGCCAUUGCAUGUGUUUGCACCCCGUGCCUGUCAGCUGAAUGUUGUUGUGGAUGAGAAGAAAUAUGUGAGCAACAUCACAAGGACAAACUCCAGCCUCCUCAGAACAAUUACAGUGAGAGAUUCAAUGUCAGACCUUCCAGAGAUUCGCAAUGGAGCAUCGGCCCUUGAGAUCUCCUACAAUGGUGAACCCCAGUCAUGGUUCCAGAGGCAGAUUCGGGGCUCACAGUACCAGCCUAUCCUCAGGGAUCAUAUAUGUAAGGAUAUGAGCGCCUUGGUGGCUGCUAGAAUGAGACACAUACCGCUUGCCCCUGGCUCUGACUGGCGAGAUCUACCAAACAUUGAAGUUCGCUUAUCUGAUGGUACAACCACACGGAAGCUGCGCUACACUCACAACGACAAGAAGAAUGGGCAGCAGUAGUACUGGAGCUCUUAGGGGUGUUUGUUGCUGUGCUGAAGGUAAAUCUUGCGAUCCAGCGGACCGGCAGUUUAACACACUUAUUCCAUGGUGUCUGCCACACACAGGGAACAGACACAAUCACUGGGCUGGCCUUUAUGGCAGACUGGAGUGGGAUGGCUUCUUCAGCACUACAGUCACUAACCCUGAGCCUAUGGGCAAGCAGGGCCGUGUUCUUCACCCAGAGCAGCACCGUGUGGUGAGUGUAAGGGAGUGUGCCCGGUCUCAAGGCUUUCCAGACACCUACAGAUUCUUUGGAAACAUCUUGGAUAAACACAGACAAGUUGGUAAUGCUGUGCCUCCACCACUAUCAAAAGCCAUUGGUUUAGAGCUAAAGGCCUGUGUCAUGGCAAAGCUUAAAGAGGAAGAAACAGAAUUUGUAAAGAAAGAGAAGAUGGAAAUGGAUUAA